AGCCCCGCCCCGCCCCGUCACGUGACGCGGGGCCGGCGGCCAUUGCUCCGCGGCCUGGCGCUGGGCAGUUCUCCGGGCUUGGGUGACCUAAUGCGGGGUUAAGCCGCCCUGCUGCGGGACAGCGGAGAGAAAGGAAAGACAGUCGGGCCUAGGACGGAGAGCGUCCCUGACUGGGGCCGCCUAGGUCCCCGGUGGCAGGCUCGGGGGCCCGCCGCGGUGUUGCUAGGCGACCGCGUCGGGCUCGGAGCGGCUGGCCGGGCUGGGAGCCUGGGCGCCCAUGGACCAGUACUGCAUCCUGGGCCGCAUCGGCGAGGGCGCCCAUGGCAUCGUCUUCAAGGCCAAGCACGUGGAGACUGGCGAGAUCGUCGCCCUCAAGAAGGUGGCGCUGCGUCGGCUGGAGGAUGGCAUCCCCAACCAGGCGCUGCGGGAGAUCAAGGCUCUGCAGGAGAUCGAGGACAAUCAGUAUAGGGGGUUUACAGGAUGCCUGCCCACAGGUGGUGCAGCUGAAGGCCGUGUUCCCGCAUGGUGCAGGCUUCGUGCUGGCCUUUGAGUUCAUGCUGUCGGAUCUGGCCGAGGUGGUGCGCCAUGCCCAGAGGCCGCUGGCCCCCGCACAAGUCAAGAGCUAUCUGCAGAUGCUGCUCAAGGGCGUCGCCUUCUGCCAUGCCAACAACAUCGUGCAUCGGGACCUGAAACCUGCUAACCUGCUCAUCAGUGCCUCAGGCCAGCUCAAGAUUGCGGACUUUGGGCUGGCCCGGGUCUUUUCUCCAGAUGGCAGCCGCCUCUACACACACCAGGUGGCCACCAGGUGGUACCGAGCACCGGAGCUCCUGUAUGGUGCCCGCCAGUAUGAUCAGGGUGUUGACCUGUGGGUUGAGGUUCUUGAUUGGGAGUCUGCACCUGUGGACAUGAAGCCCUGGUGUGCAGUGCUGGAGCUGGUCUGGAGGUCUGUCCCAUGGCGUGAGAUCUGCUCGGUGUUCUGUAUCCGCAGGGCUGUAGGCUGCAUCAUGGGGGAGCUGUUGAACGGGUCCCCUCUCUUCCCGGGUGAGAACGACAUUGAACAGCUUUGCUGCGUGCUUCGCAUCUUGGGCACCCCCAGCCCUCAAGUCUGGCCGGAGAUUACGGAGCUGCCCGACUACAACAAGAUCUCCUUCAAGGAGCAGGCACCUGUGCCCCUGGAGGAGGUGCUGCCGGAUGCGUCUCCUCAGGCCUUGGACCUGCUGGGUCAGUUCCUGCUGUACCCGCCUCGCCAGCGCAUCCCGGCCUCCCAGGCCCUCCUGCAUCAAUACUUCUUCACAGCUCCCCUGCCUGCCCACCCAUCUGAGCUGCCCAUUCCCCAGCGCCCAGGAGGACCUGCCCCAAAGGCCCACCCAGGGCCUCCUCAUGUCCAUGAGUUCCACGUGGACCAGCCUCUUGAGGAGUCACUGCUGAACCCAGAGGUGAUCCGGCCCUUCAUCCCAGAAGGGUAAGAUGCUGGCCCAGGUCCUACUCACCUGCCUCCAAGGAUCACGCAGGCUGUUUGUCCUCAGCUUCCUGCCAGACAGCCUUCCAAGGACUCUCGCAGCCACACUGGGCCGCUCUCGUCAUGUGCUGCUUCUUAGCCUUGUAAGGUUUGGUCUCAAAGAGGCCAUGCUCCUGGCCAAGGCGAUGAGGAUGUCCAGCUCAGCCGAGGAGACCUGUGGCCCCUGCUCUGUGGCCCUCACAUCUGCGUGCUGCCGACUUCAGCAACACAAACAGCGAGCUGCACCUGCUGUCCAGGACUACCACAUAGAGUGGCGACACCUGCCUGGGUGCAGGUGCCCAGGGCACUGCCUCCUGAUCAAGAAUCAUCCAGGGAAAGAAAAGAAAUGUCCUCAUCCUGAAAACUCAAGUGGGAUGAAGUUUGGGUUUGGCUUUGUUCUCAGGACAUUAAACAUCCUAGUUCAGUAUUUGGGAUUUAUUAUGAAAGCCUUAAGCGGCUCUGGCUCUGUCUGUGUCUGCUCCUAUCAAGGGAAAUGGCAUCGUUUAAUGGCCCUUGUUUUCUGGGGGAUCACUGGGAAGUAACUGACCAUAGUUACUUCUUCCCUGAGGGCUUCCUGUGGGCAGCACUUGUCUGAGUGUUUAUUUGCACGUGAGGUGGACAGAAGUUCAAGCCCAGGAUGGGCAAGUGGGGGAUGCAGCCACAGCCACCUGCAUCUCCCUUGGGGUGAGGCUGAGCCAAAUGCAGCUAUGCAAAUGAAGAAACUGGCAUUCCUGGAAUUUACUUACUCAGCAAAUCCCAAUACAAUAUGUGCUACCUCUGUUUUUUUCUUAUUUCAUAAUUAUUUGAUAAGAUGAUUCUAAAAAAAUAAAUGGAGGGACUGGCGCUGUGGUGUAGUGGGCUAAGCCUCCACCUGCAGUGCUGCCAUCA
Messenger RNA from Oryctolagus cuniculus (rabbit), 2386 nucleotides. It is a transcript of the gene CDK20, whose product is annotated as cyclin dependent kinase 20. NCBI's taxonomy places the organism in Eukaryota, Metazoa, Chordata, Mammalia, Lagomorpha, Leporidae. Gene Ontology annotation, biological process: protein phosphorylation. The record is from RefSeq and is a predicted model, not a curated record. Gene Ontology annotation, molecular function: ATP binding; protein serine/threonine kinase activity. Gene Ontology annotation, cellular component: nucleus.